Molecule: messenger RNA, 357 nt
Organism: Colletotrichum lupini
Lineage: Eukaryota; Fungi; Ascomycota; Sordariomycetes; Glomerellales; Glomerellaceae
Product: norsolorinic acid reductase
Exons: 3
Coding region: 1-357 (118 amino acids)
Source: RefSeq, a predicted model, not a curated record
AUGCACUUGACGACAUACGUCUUCCAUAAGGCACCCCAUGUUUCUCCCAUCGUGGGCGGUCGAAAAGUCGAUUACAUUAGGAUUCGCAUCGAGGCCCUAAGUCUAUGGCUGGCGAGAGAGGACCUUGAUGACAUCGAAACUGCAUAUCCUUUCGACAUCUGUUUUCCGUACAACCUUUUGAGCGGGUAUGACAAACGUGGCGCGAGUGGACUACAGGAUAUUUGGACUGCCAAUAUUUGCGGGAUCUUUGAUCAUUUUGUAGUCUUCGAGGCAAACAAGUCCGAUUACAUCAUCUUCGUCAUCGAGGGCCUGAGAAAGCCCGCGUAUCUCAUAUACUUGAUACUCUGGGAAACAUAG